AUGAUUAAGAUAACAGAUUAUUAAUGGAAACUUUGAUCAAGAGGCCAAAGUAGGAUGUUUGGUGGUGACCGUGAUCCCAUUUAUGAACUACAUUCCGUAUUCACGACGUAAUCUCCAUUUCCACUAUGUUGUUAAAGAUAACUCCACUUUCCCUAUAAUCAAACAAUAAUAUCGUUAAGGUUACCCCUUUUCUUCUGAAUCGAAACGAGGCAAGGGAUCUAUGUCGAGGAGUGUGGAAGGUCCUGAGGGUCAAAUCGAUUUGAACAAUGUGACGGAUCUGAAUUUAAACUGCAAUGAAAACGACACUUUCGCUGUCGUUUCGUCGGUUUUAUUUGUUUUGUAUCUGGCGGUGAAGGCCAAAAAGAACAUCAACAAGCUAUGUAAUGGAGGUUCCUAUAUUAUCAUUUCCUAUUAUGCCCUUCUCUGGAUUGUUACCCUUUUAAACCUCGCCUGCUCUUUUCUUCAGGCAUGGCAGUGUUCUCCUGGAAAGGAGGUUCCAUGGAAUAUUUUGUCAUUGUUUACGGCUUCAGGUAUGCUGUAUCUAGAGAUAAGCUUGAUGAUUUUCUUACUAAACGAUAACUACAUGAAUGCCAUGGAAACUCUAGCAUACACUUCAAUUGUGUCGGGAAUUAUUGUCUCUGUGGAUGCCCUUCUUAAGGCAAUAUAUGUUUUUGGAUUUGGGGUUCCAUUGUUCAAUCGCAAUGUUGGAAGCAGUCAUACAGUCAAGUGGGGUUUGUGGAUAGUACAUACCUUAUUGCUUGCUGCAGCAUAUGGCUUCAUUUUAUUUGUACAUUUCUCUAAAUGGAGAGAAAAGUUGCCUCCCAGGCCAACUUUCUACAACUAUGUUGUCAUAAUGUUUAUAUUCAGUGCAACUACCCUAUUUGCUUGUGGGAUGGCAGGAUUUGGUGCAAGCCUCGGCAAUUGGUUGUAUGAUUUUACUGUGCUAUGUUAUCACUCUUUAUAUCUUCCAUUUCUCUACCUAACUUUUCUGGCUGAUUUUUUCCAAGAGGAAGACUUCCUUUUGGAUAACGCAUAUUAUUCUGAGAUGAAAGAUGCUGGAUUCUUUGAUGCUGACUGGGAAUAAUUCCUGAACAAUUUGUAUAUGGAAGGGAGGGACACUGUAAAUAUUUAUACUUCGUAAUUCCUAACUAUGUCAAAUGAAACUAGGCUUCAUCAUCAUCUUGAUUAAAUGUUCCAUUUGUAUGACGACACAAUGACACUACUGUAAAAUGCUGCUAAAGAUACUAUGGUUUUGAAAUCCACCACAUUGAGAUUUCUUGAUGUA
This is a messenger RNA of Cicer arietinum (chickpea), 1285 nucleotides long. RefSeq names its product protein CANDIDATE G-PROTEIN COUPLED RECEPTOR 2-like. Gene Ontology annotation, molecular function: G protein-coupled receptor activity. Gene Ontology annotation, biological process: G protein-coupled receptor signaling pathway. Lineage: Eukaryota; Viridiplantae; Streptophyta; Magnoliopsida; Fabales; Fabaceae. Gene Ontology annotation, cellular component: plasma membrane. The record is from RefSeq and is a predicted model, not a curated record.